Aureobasidium pullulans EXF-150 is the source of this 1614-nucleotide messenger RNA. RefSeq lists its product as uncharacterized. The transcript has 2 exons. The record is from RefSeq and is a predicted model, not a curated record. NCBI's taxonomy places the organism in Eukaryota, Fungi, Ascomycota, Dothideomycetes, Dothideales, Saccotheciaceae. Gene Ontology annotation, molecular function: protein binding. Bases 79 to 1527 code for a protein of 482 amino acids.
UUUUUUGACUCCUUAUUCCUCUCCUUCACAACAUCUCCCUUCAACUCGAUACUUGCGCAACACACCACCUCCACGAGUAUGGCAGAAACCGCCGACAGUGCACUGUUCCGCCUAAUGGACCUGCCCAACGAACUUAUCAAGCUAGUUUGCUCCAAUGCAGACCUCAGUGUUUACGAUCUGAUGGCCCUUCGCCGCACAUGCAAGCUCAUCCGCGAAUUCUCUUCGGACGAGUUCGCCGGAAGAUGCUUCUUUAGCAUUACCGUGUUGAUGGCACGUUCUUCUCUCCGAGCCUUCAUCGAGCUAUCUCAGCAUCCGCGCUUCGGUCCCUUUGUUAAAAGGAUCAACAUUUCUCCAACAUCUGCAUCCGCUGAAGGUUUGAGAGUCCUCCCCUCAGCAACAAUACCUCUUGCGCAUGAAACCCAUCCAGGAUUUGAGGACGUCGUCGACGCCUUCGUCCUUGGUGCACAGUCUCUGGACUUCAUGAGGACCUACCUGAACAGAUACCGAGAGGAAACUCAGCUGAAGACAGAUGGAAGCGCAGAACAGAUGCUGAACGUCGCCUUCAAAGCAUUCGCAGAGCGUAAGCAAAAGAUCUGUCUCACGUUUAACGAUGAGGAGUUGAAUAUCGUUGGUGCCCAACAUCUGCUACCCAACCUUCACUUUGCACAGCGCACAGUCUGGUAUCUCGAAUGGAAGGAGACGAUUGCAAGAACCAUCAGGGCGGCUUUCAAACAGGGUUGUACAAUCGACAGAAUUGAAUUGUGCGAGACAGCUCGACAGGAUGCUCGUAACAUUUCAGCCUGCUGCACAGACGGCAUUGAGCAAGAAUUGACUUCUUUAUGCUUCCAGCUGGACGCUCUCGACAUCGAAUUCAACCAUCAGGACACUGAGACUACUGUAAGAUCAGCUAAACGUAUGGUUUUCGCAAGCCCUAGCUUGGAGAGCCUGUACGUAUAUUCAAUUGGCGACUACAACAACGCAAACCAAGUCCACAUCCCCGGCAUCUUGAAAUGUGUGGCAUCAAAGUCCUUGAGAACGAUUCACCUGGGAAAUUUUCACAUCUCUACAUCAGAUUUGACCAGCUUCCUGGCAAGGUACAGACACCUCUUGUAUGACUUACAAUUAUCUUACGUAUGUCUUGUCGAUGGGGACUGCAUGAGUCUGAUCGCUUGGAUCAAGGACAAUCUCCCUCGUCUCAAAGAACUCUGUCUGGAAGGCAUUUGCGACCACGUUGAAGAUACGCUUUGCCAAAAAUAUUCUUCCUGCACGAUUUGGGUGAAUGGAGAUGUGCAGACUGAGCUUGCCAAGAUCCUCAAGGAUGGGUUCCCGAAGAGAGUCGAAGAGGUUCAGGACCAGAUUGAUGGACCAGUCGAGACACAAGUUGAUGGACAGGUAGAGACACAGGUUGAUGGACAGGCCGAGACACAGGUUGAUGGACAGGCCGAGACACAGGUGAAUGAAGAGGUUGAGGAUCAGUCAAUGGUGAUCGACGGCACUGAAGGUCAUCAAACCAACAGUGGCGAGUGAAAAACAACCUCGGGGGAGAUAAGCUCUGCGGAAGAAUCGCAGAAUGGUCGCAAAUUCAUUUCUCGAGUAAUUAGCAAAGAAUAGUGG